AAGUCGUGUAGUUUAUCCUUGCUCCUCUCGUCGUCGAAAGCAGAGAAGACAUGCAUCUCGCCAGCGGCUAGUUGGUAGAGACUCGGUACUCGCUUGUCGCCCGUGACGCUUUACUAUACCGAACGGAAUCGCACAUGCACAUGCCGGACUCCUUAUCUGCGUUGUCGGCAUUACUAGAACUCUGGGCAGGCACUCGAGCUUCGGAAGGGUACUCAUAGCAGCUAUCGCCCCCAUUAUCGGCACCUCAGUUGUCUCAGACGUCCAUCAUGGCACCUGAGCAUGCAUCCUCGGAUGAGCGACUGCCUCUGCUGCCGACGAGACGUGCUACUCGUGCACAGGCGAGCUACACGCUCGUGAUUCAUGGCGGUGCAGGGACCAUGGACAAAAGCCACUCGACCCCCGAGCUACGUGCUCAAUACAAGGCUGCGCUCAGUAAGGCCUUAGUGGCCGGCUAUGAGGUUCUCAGCUCUGGAGGAGAGGCGUUGGACGCGGUUGUUGCCGCGGUAUCUUCGAUGGAGGACUGUCCUCUGUUCAAUGCUGGCAAGGGUGCCGUGUUCAACGUUGCCGGUAAAAAUGAGCUGGAAGCUUCCGUCAUGAUUUCUGUUCCACCGUCAACGCACCCUUCUGUCCCGGCCACUCGACGUGGUAUGGGCAUUACCCUAAUGACGCGAGCACGCAAUCCUUCACACCUUGCCCGUGCACUGUACUUGUCCCCCGAGACGGCUGCGCACACCAUGCUAUCUGGCAGCCCUGCAGAAGCGCUCGGCGAAGUACUUGGUAUUGAACUGGUUGAUCCAAGCUACUUCUGGACAGAGCAGCGCUGGAGAGAGCACAGGAGAGGCUUGGGUUUGCCGGAGGAGCCAUUGCCAUUCCCUGGCGAGAAGGAUGGACAUGAUCAGGAGGAAGUACCAAAGGAACUGCUGGAUCAGCUUCCAACUGGUACUGUCGGCGCUGUCGCUCUCGACGAGCGUGGCUGCAUUGCUGCCUGCACCUCGACUGGCGGUCGUACGAAUAAGCUGGAAGGGCGCGUCGGCGACACACCGCACAUGGGUGCAGGCUUCUGGGCGGAAGAGUGGCACGUCGAGGGCUGGAUCAGGAAGGCUUGGAUGAAGGCUACAGGUAAAGGGUCGAAGAUCGCGGUAGGUGUCAGCGGAACCGGGGACGGCGAUUACUUCAUUCGCCUCGCUACAGCCUCCACAAUCGGACGUCGCAUGAAGUAUCUGCACGAGCCGCUUGAGAAGGCAGCGAAGCACUGCGUGGAAGAGCUACGUCGUGAUGGAGGGGUGGGUGGUGUCGUCGCUCUGGACAAUCGAGGCAACGUGGCAAUGCCCCUCAACUGUUCGGGAAUGUACAGGGGCGUCGUGCGCGAAGACGGCAUCCCCAAGACUGCGAUCUUUGAUGACGAUGAACUGGAUUAGAUUAGAAUAAAUGUGAGUGUCGUCGAGGACAACGGCAUUGUUGCUCAUUGGCCAGGGACCAGCGAACGCGUACUCUGUCUAGUAUAUGGCAUGUGAGGAUGUACAAUUUCGUAUGUGGGAACGCGACCUACUUCGUGAGACGUCCGCUGGCUAGCAUGUCAUGAGGGUGC
Molecule: messenger RNA, 1588 nt
Organism: Laetiporus sulphureus 93-53
Lineage: Eukaryota; Fungi; Basidiomycota; Agaricomycetes; Polyporales; Laetiporaceae
Product: asparaginase
Exons: 5
Coding region: 267-1418 (383 amino acids)
Molecular function (GO): hydrolase activity
Source: RefSeq, a predicted model, not a curated record